Messenger RNA from Ostertagia ostertagi, 1152 nucleotides. Lineage: Eukaryota; Metazoa; Nematoda; Chromadorea; Rhabditida; Trichostrongylidae. The record is from the annotation of a GenBank genome assembly.
AUGUGCUGUAUGCUGCAAGCCUGUAACCGCGCCUUUACAGCCAAUGCAGCAAAAGCAGCAAUUCAUACAUAUGGGCACUGCCAUUGCAUGAAAACAGCAAUAGACAUCCUGGAUAUCUACCAGCAAUUUCCAUUUGAUAUUAUGGUAGCCGAUUGUGCUUUUACGGCUAUUCCGUUUGUAAAAGAUGCCAUGCGUAUACCUGUGGUGGCCAUCGGGGUUUUACCUCUUAUCAGUUCAUCAAAAGACCUGGCGCCCAAUGGCCUGGGCAUGGCACCCUCUUAUACCGUUACCGGAAAAAUAAAACAGGCGCUGCUGCGUGUAUUAGCCAGCAAGGUGCUCUUCAAACACGCCAAUAAGUCAAUGCGGCAGCUGCUGGAAGAAUACCAUAUCCCGCAUCACAAAGAAAAUGCCUUUGACAUUAUGGUAGAAAAAUCCGACGUUUUUCUGCAAAGCGGUGCCCCAGGUUUUGAAUACAAAAGAACUGAUAUGCCAAGGCAUGUGCAUUUCAUUGGCCCUUUGCUACCGUACCAAUCCGACGAUUACACUAUACAAUGGUUUGAUGAAAGACUGAACCGUUUUAGAAGAGUGGUGCUGGUAACCCAGGGUACGGUUGAGAAAGACAUCAACAAAAUAAUUGUGCCCACGCUGGAAGCUUUUAAAAACAGCAAUACCCUGGUGGUAUGCACCACCGGCGGUUCGCAAACAGCUGAAUUAAGGAGGCGGUAUCCGCAGCAGAAUAUCAUCAUAGAAGAUUUUAUUCCUUUUAACGACGUAAUGCCUUACGCAGAUGCCUGUAUUACCAACGGUGGCUAUGGAGGUGUAAUGAUGGCUAUCGAAAAUAACCUGCCACUGGUGGUGGCAGGCAUACAUGAAGGCAAAAACGAGAUCUGCGCCAGGAUUGGCUAUUUUAAACUGGGCAUCAACCUGAAAACAGAAAAACCGAUACCCCAGCAAAUCCGCCAGGCCGUGGAUGAAGUGAUUGGUAAUCCGGAGUAUAAAGAAAACACAGCGGCGCUGGCUGCAGAUUUUCAAUACUAUGAUUCCACUGCUCUUUGCGCCGCCCACAUUGGCCGCCUCCUGAAAAGCAAUAUUAUCAGGAAGGCCAGCAGCAAAUGGAUACUGCAAAAAUCCUCUUACGCCUAUGGCAAUUGA